ACGGCAUGUACUUUAGUUCAAUGUUCAAUCAAUUGAUGGAUUGAUGGUGCUACAUGCGUGAUCCACGUUGCCACCUGCUCAAAUGAAACCAUGGACGAAGAAGUGUCAAGGUGGUGCGCGAAGCUAACCGAGGCGGUCAGUGUUGCAAUGAAGCCUGAAGUGGUUCAAGAAAGGCGUCUGCAGGCUUAUCAGCUUUGUGAAGAGUUUAAGGAAACUGCACCAUACUCUCACUGCAUGGCUUGUGGUCAACAACUUGCUUCUCUCAGAAACCCAACGGUCAUCAGACAUUUUGGCCUACAGCUUCUAGAGAAUUGUGUUAAAUUUCAGUGGAUCAAUGCAGGUGCAUCAGACAAGCAGGCCUUGAAGGAAUAUGUGUUGAGCUACUUUCAGAAUGGGACCCAUGAUCUGCUGGAGGAACAAAUGUGCAUCAAAGAUGGUUUAUCUCGCAUCCUGGUAGAAAUGAUAAAAAGAGAAUGGCCACAGCACUGGCCAACAUUGAUGUCUGAAUUCAACAUGCUAUGCUCCCAUGGGGAUACCCAAACAGAACUGGUUCUUCUUGUGCUGCUCCGAUUGGUGGAGGACGUUGUGGCCUUCCAGAACCUUCAGACAAGUCGGAGAAGAGAUAUCCUGCAAGCGCUGACGUCUCACAUGGCCGAACUGUUCACAUUCAUGGUUCAUCUGCUGACGCAUCACAUCGAAAGAUUAAAACAACUCCAAAAUCAAUUACCCGGUGCUGAGAAAGAGCUAGCAAGCUCCAUCCGAGUUUCUCAGGCAGUUCUACUGACAUUGACUGGAUAUGUUGACUGGGUCGCAAGCCAACACAUAUUUGCUGACAACAAUGCACUACUGUCAACGUUGUAUUCUCUGCUCAACAUACAAGAGUUGAAACGUCCUGCAGCAGAGGUGCUUCAGCUCAUCGUCAACAGAAAGGGCAAACCAGAAGAGAGGUAUCCCCUUCUUGUCUUGUUCAGUGCCGAUGCGAUCAAGACCAUUCUUGCAGCUGCCCAAAAUGCGUGCUCAGCUGGGUUGGAUGAGGAAAAUUACAUCUUUAUGAAACGACUCUGUCAGGUUUUGACAGGGCUGGGCGCCCAGCUCUGCAUCUUAUGGGGCUCAGAGUUGAAGGAUGUUGGUCGGCCUGAAAGCUUUCCAGAUUUUCUGGAGACGUUGCUGGCUUUCUUGGGCCAUCCCAGCAUGCAUCUGUGCUCCGUGAUUGUUCCUCUUCUGUCUGCAUUUUUUCGCCAUGAUCAGAUCUCUCUCGAUCCAAGUCUUCAAGGAAAAGUGCCACAGAUCCUGCAGAUACUGACAGCAAAACUGCAAAAGGUUGGUUACCCAUCAAGGGAUGACUCUCCUACUUGUACCUACUCCUUGCUGGAUUAUGACAGUGAUGAGGAAUUCUCGUACAGUUUUUCCAUUCAUCGUACUCAUCAGACAGAGUUAGUACGUCUCGUCACAGAUCACUGCCCUCUCUUGACCUUCCAAGUAGCUUGUGAUUGGUUCAGGCAACUCAUAGUCUCACCAAUCGACAUUGAACCAGGAAAAGAAACGUGCACGCCACAUUCACCAUCCUGCAUAGGCUGGGAUGCUCUGACCUGCUUCAUGGAGAAUGUACUCGCUAGGCUCUUUCAGAGUGAUGUGUUGACUGAAAUUACUCCACAACUAGUGCAACUUCUACAAAUGACACUUUCAUUUCAAACUGAGGACCCCACCCUUCUCUCCUAUGUGUUAUCUACAAUUUCAACAUUGUUUCCAGUUGUCAAAGAGAAACCAGAGCUCAUGAAUGCUUACCUUGAUAAGAUUUUUUCAGCUGCCGUAUUCUCACUACCUGGACAAACGAAGAAGACGAGGACGCGACCCGUACAGAAUGUCCGCAGACAUGCAUGCUCCGCCUUGGUCAAGAUAUGCCGAGACAACUCAGAAUUCAUGGUGCAUUUCUUUGAUGAACUCUACCGCCGUAUCAAGCUGUUGAACGGAGAUCAGGACCAACUGACACAAUUGGAGAAAAGCACCCUGAAUGAAGUCCUGAUCUUGCUGAGCAACGAGUUCAACGAUCUGGACAAGCAGAGUGCUCUCAUCCAAGAGAUCAUGGAACCAGUCACGGGUGUCUGGAUGGCAGAUGCAAUGAAAGAAGUUUUUGGGAAUGGAAAUAGAUUUCUUGAGCAUAUUGGACUCUGCAAGGCACAGACAUCUCCACCACAGGAUGACAAACAAGGAGCCAAUAGGGCAACUAUAUUAGCUUGCAUAUCAACCAUGAUGGCAGUGAUGAAACGGAGUAAACGGCCACAUGACCCGCAGAAAUUGGCUGGUGAUUUCCAUGCUUCAUCCGGUAUCGUGAGUCGAGAUCCAUGUUGCCUUCACAUAUUGCCAUUAUUGGAUAACGUACUUGCUCUAAUGAGAACUAUGAAUGCAAUAUGGUCUCCAGAAAUCAGAGCGACAAUUCCUGUGGAGUUUUUCAAAGUCUUUGAUAUUCCUGAGCAUGACAAAAAUGCAGUGUUAGGUUUAACUCAGCCAUCCGAUAACUAUGAGCUUCCAGCUAACAGGUCCACCGCAGAAAAAAUUCAGAGUUUCCUGUCGACUGCCCAGGAAAACUGUUGCCACGUCUUGGCCAGUGCAUGUGACAGCCUGGGAUAUGAGUUGUACAGCUUUCAUCCCUUCAUUGCACAACUUGUCCAGUCUGCGCCUUUCUUGCUGAAUCAUGCACCUGACUACAAACUGCGACCGGUUAUCCGUGUUUUCAUGAAGUCAUUAGUCUUGCACUGUCCUGUAGAUUGCCAAGACCAAGUCUUGCUGCCAGUUCUGAACUGCCUGUGCGCUUUCAUGCUCCAAAGGUUGAGUCUUGCGUGGGACGCUGUCAAUAAACGAAUUGGCAUGGGGGAGGAAUCUGAGAGCAGAGAGGCUAACCAGGAAUCACAGGAGAUUAUAGACGAGAUGUUCCUACGACUCAUCACAAGGGAUUAUCUGGAUCUCUUGAGUACUGUAUUCAAGAAGAGAAGUGCAGGUACAGGCUACAGUGGGAGUGAUAUCCAGAUGGAAACCGUGGAUUCUGAAUCGGUAGCCUCCGCAGAGGGAGGGCAUAAGGCCACAGAACCGGAACAACUUGGGGAGCUUGGCAAAAAGAUACUACAACAUGAGUCUCUCUGUAAAAGUAUGGUCAUGUGCAUCUAUUCAUCACUGUCAUGGAAUGAUACACAGACAUGCACUAAGUCACUAAACAUGUGCUGGCCAAUAUUUCAACAGAUAGUAGAUAGGCCUAUUCUUCCUGGUGCUGUCAAGUAUCUGUUCUCCUGUCUGCUACUUGGUCUUGAAGUCCAUGGGCAACACGAAACCUGUACAUCCUUGCUUGUUCAGAAGACCUUCCAACACUAUGAAAUUUUGAGGCCCAGAUUUGAUAUCCUCCAAGAAGUCAUGUUACAGAUUCCGGGAGUCACGCGAGAGAUACUUCAGACAUUUGACCAUCGGUUUAUAUUCAAUGAGGAGCAUAAGAAACCUAUCAGCGAAAAAAGUAGACGAGACAACUUCAAAAAAAUGAUCAGCGGAGUCAUUGGUAGACAUAUCGGUCAGAUGUUCAGGAGAGAGAUCAUAAUCAAAGACUUGAAGCCUGUCAGAAAACCAGCAAAGCGUAGCACCACAGACUUUACAGAGAAUGCAGAUAUUGGGCUUGUUGCCUUGUUUGCCCACGAUGAUUCCUGAGCAUAAAUGUCAUGCAAGCUUGCCUUUCAAUACAUCA
This is a messenger RNA of Patiria miniata (bat star), 3724 nucleotides long. It is a transcript of the gene xpo5, whose product is annotated as exportin-5-like. Gene Ontology annotation, biological process: protein export from nucleus; RNA export from nucleus. The coding region runs from base 91 to 3687 and encodes 1198 amino acids. Gene Ontology annotation, molecular function: small GTPase binding; nuclear export signal receptor activity; RNA binding. The record is from RefSeq and is a predicted model, not a curated record. Gene Ontology annotation, cellular component: cytoplasm; nucleus; RNA nuclear export complex. The transcript has 29 exons. NCBI's taxonomy places the organism in Eukaryota, Metazoa, Echinodermata, Asteroidea, Valvatida, Asterinidae.